GUAGUACGGUCCCGACUCGCCAGGGUCGCCUACAAGCUACUUCGGCCCCGGGUUAAAUACUUAUAUUUAGGUUAACAUUCUAUUAGGUCUGGAUGACUUGUUUUGCACUACCAGCCACGAGUCGAGACCAGCCCAUGGGCUGGAACAGCUGAGUCAGAUAUAGUACCUCGUGUCUUAGAAAAAGCUACUAAUACAUGUAAUAACACGCGGUAUAAGGUACGCCUAGUAGUACUCCUCAUACUCCUCAUAUUUUACAAGUUGCUACCAUAAAUUGCAUUCUCCAAAAACUUGUACUAAAAAUCAUCGUAAUUUUGAUGUAUGAGUUUCAGAUGAGUUCGUUUUCGAUCCUUCCUUGAUCCUUUCAAUCAAGUUUCUGUCUAGCCAGCUACCAGGAACAGCAACGCAGGAGAUCACUUCAAGAGCCCGCAGCUACUUAAUGUUCCUGACUUGACUCCAGUAUAAAAAAGUGAAUUUUCUAGGCACCUAGCAAAGACCCUAGAAGUCAUCUUUCCAAACUAGAAUCCAAACUAUUAAUAUAAUGAAAAUAGGCAGGAGAGGAUGCUCUAACCCUACUGGUAGCACCAAGGACCUGAUGAGUAAAUGAGCGUCUCAAAUAACGUCAGACUGGUUGAUGUCUCGUUGAGCCCCAAAAUCCCUAACCUUCAAAAGAUACUGGCAGGCCAGCUCGUAAUGACUAUUAUCCCCCCGUUUUUGGUACAAAUCCUACUGGUACUACAGAGUCAUCAAGCCGCAACUGGCAGAGCCAUCGUCGGAGGCUAUCCUCAUCGAAGUCAUCAAGAAAAAGGAUCUUUGCGGCUUUUCGCAUUAAUCAGCCCCUCUUCUCUUGAAACCCAACGCAACAUAGUUGUAUCUUUUGACAUCGGAUCAGUGAGAAGAAGGAUCUAACCAUGAGCGGAGAGAAGACAGGUGCGGAGGUGUUCAUCAAGGACAAGGAGCUAGCAUGGAUUCCUGCGCGUCUUUUAGACAUGACCGCCGACAAGGCGACUGUGUCGGUGCCUUCGUACGGAGAUGAGCUGGAUAUCGAGAUGGGAGGAAGGGGAGCCAGCAAGUGGGCUGAUGCGACCGUCAAUCUCAAGGAUUACGCGGAGUUUGGAAAGCAGCUCCCUCUACAGAACAACAAAAUUUUGGAUGAUAUGGUUGACUUGCCUUACUUGCAUGAGGCCGCCAUUCUUUUCAACGUCAAGGCUCGUCUGAAGGAUGCCCUACCUUACACGCGUACUGGUGAUAUUGUGAUCGCCGUCAACCCCUACACUUGGUUGACGCACCUGUAUGCAGAGGAUCAGCAGCUUCUGUAUGCCAACAGGCUUGUGUGGGAAAAACACGACCAAGAUCCCCGUAAGUUGGUCCCUCCUCACGUGUACGAGGUGUCGGCUCUCUGUUACCGAGGAUUGGCCGUCGACGGAAGGAACCAGUCCAUUCUGGUCUCUGGAGAAUCGGGAGCUGGAAAGACGGAGACUGUGAAGAUUGCCAUGAAUCACAUGGCCUCGCUCCAGCGUGGUCCUGUCAAAGCGACUGGAGAGGCAUAUUCUUCGCCUGUCGUCAAGAGAAUUGUCGAUUCCAACCCGAUUCUCGAAGCCUUCGGAAAUGCCAAAACUCGUCGUAACGAUAACUCCAGUCGUUUCGGAAAGUACAUCAACUUGCAGUUUGCACGACAAGCCCCCCAGCCUGGUGAGGUCGAUAUCUGUAACUUGGCUGGAUCCAAAUGUAACGUCUAUCUCCUCGAGAAAACCCGUAUUGUCGGUCACGACGAGGUCGAAGGAGCCUACCACAUUUUCUACCAGAUCCUCAACUCCCCAGACGACAUCAAGGCUGGGCUAAACCCGUGUUUGAAGGGAUCCAAGUGCGAGGACUACAAGUAUGUCGGAAAACUCAAUUUCGUCCGUAAAAUUGAUGGCAUGUCCGAUGCAGAGAACUUUGAACAUUUGACCAACUCUUUGGGUCUCGUAGGGGUCAGUGGAGAAUCCUACCAGACUAUGUUCAGCGCUAUUGUGUCUGUCCUCAUUCUUGGUAACAUGAGCUUCCAGGAUAAAGGCGGAGACGACGAAAAGUCAGAGGUUAAAUCCACUGAUGUCUGUAAGCAGGCUAGUGACCUGCUGGGAAUUCCUAUGGAGGUAUUGGAGCUUUCCUUUACGGAACGUACCAUGAAGACACGUAACGAAGAGUACAAGGUGCCCCUGAAGCACCCCAUUGCCAAAGAAGGUUGCGACUCUUUUGCCAAGGAGAUCUACGCUAGGAGUUUCCUCUGGCUCGUGCGUGAAAUCAACUCUGCCACUUCGGCUGAAGAGAACUACGAAGGAGGUGGUCAGUCUGACUUCGGUAUCAUUGGUCUGCUGGAUAUCUUUGGAUUCGAAUCGUUCCCAGUCAAUGGUUUCGAACAGCUUUGUAUCAACUACUGUAACGAGAAGCUCCAGCAAAAGUUCACCAAGGAUAUCUUCCAGUCUGUGCAAGAAGAGUACAAGUACGAAGGUAUUGAUCUGGAUGAUAUUAAAUUUGAUGACAACUCUGACGUCUUGGAUCUUAUCGAAGGACGUGGAGGUCUGCUGGCCAUGUUGAACGAAGAGUGUGUCCGUCCCAGUGGAAACGACGGCGCAUUUGUGUCGAAGGCUGUCUCGGGUAACAAAAAGUCCAAGUGUUUGCUUGCCGAUAUGAGGAUGGGACCGCUGGAAUUCGGAAUCCACCACUACGCUGGAAAGGUCAUGUACAAUGCCGGCGGGUUUGUUGGACGCAACACUGACAGUUUGCCCGUUGAUUUGAAAAAAUGUGCUCUGGCCUCCACUAAUGAUAUUCUCGCCAACCAUUUGGAGAACGACGCCAUGACCAAGACCGAGUCGAAGGCUGCUGCCGCCCCCCCUCCAGCAUCUGGCAAGGGAGCACCCAGGCGAGGAAAGAGUAACCUUGUGUCUGACACUGUGUGGACCAAAUUCAAGACUCAAUUGAACUCGCUCAUGGCCGGUCUUGCUCUCACCAGCAGUCGUUACAUCCGUUGUCUGAAGCCCAAUAAGUUCAAGAAAGCCUUGAAGAUGCAGCACUUGACCACGAUCGAGCAACUCCGUUGUGCUGGUGUCGUCGCUGCGGUGACCAUCUCGCGUUCGGCCUUCCCUAACAAGCUUGACCACGUGGGUUGCCUGGAGCGUUUCAGAAUGAUGAGGGAAGCCGGAGCUAAGGAGAUUGAGGAUCCCGUCGAAGCUCUGAAUGAUCUCUUGGACCCUGUGCUGAAGGGCAGGGAAGAGGAUGGAAAGAAGGCGUACGUCCCUGGAAAGACAAAGGUUUAUUUCCGUGCCGGAGCUCUGGAAUUCUUGGAGAAUGAGCGUGCAAAGCACCUGGGCAAGUGGGCCAUUCAUUUCCAGAAGGUUACUCGUGCUUACCUUGUCAGGAAGCUGUUGGGAGGUUUGCGAAUGAAGAGCAAGGCACCGAACGCUUUGAGGAUUCAGCAGUGGUUCCGCUGUCUCGUUGCCAGGAAAGAGUGCAAGAAGCGACAAAAGAAAAAGAAGAUGGCCGGCAAGAAGAAGAAGAAGCAAGUCAAAGCUGCCAUCAAGUUGCAGGCUGUUGCUCGUGGUUUCAUUGUGCGUCCGCAAUUCCAGAAGAAACUCAAGGAGAAGCGCGAGAAGGAGCGCCUCAAGCACGAAGUCAAGGAUUUGGAGGACAAGGUGCGCGAAGCAGAGAUGCGGCGCAUGAAAGAAGUGGAAGAGGCAAGAGAAGCUGCCGAGAAGGAAAUCGAAGCUUACAAGGCAAUGGUUCAAGAAGAGAAGAAGGCGGACAAAGAGAAGUCAAAGAAGGCUGCCCAACAACAGACUCUCAUCGACGAGAGUGGCAAGAUUAUCGAAUAUUUGCGUAAGGAGAACAUGAAGCUGCGAAACCAGAAUGACUCUAUGCGCAAGGAUUUCAAGUCACUCAAAGAGAACAAUGCCAGGCUCAUGGAAGCCAAUGCCUCAGCUUCCGCUUCGUUUACUGCCCUCAAUGAUCACGCGAAGCAACUGAAUGCCACCAAUGCGAAGUUGAUCAAGAAUGUGGAAGCCUACAAGGCACAGCUCGAGAAGUUGAAGGAAGAUUUGAAGACGCGCCAAUCAUACUACCUGGCAGAAGCUGAAGCUCGUCUUGCGUAUCAGAAAACGAUGGCUCAAAUUGUUGGUACGAUUCAAGAUAAAUGCCGUGAUGCUCAGUUGACGGAGGAUGUUGUGAUUAUGGCUCUAGAGUGUGAAGCAGAAGCUAAGAGUGAGCGUGCUGCCCUUGAUGUUGGUGGCAAGAAGGCCGCCGCACCUGCUCCGGCUGCCGCCGCCAAGAAGAAGGCACCGCCACCACCGGACAGUAGUAGCGACGACGAUGACAGCGACGACGAUUCGGAUUAGACAAGAUUGAUGGCAGCGCAAGAUUGGACACGGUUUUGGAGCGCUUGUUCUUGCGCACUGAUUGACCCUGCCGCAUCGUUUGAAAUUUCUGGAGGAUUGCAACCGAGGAUUACGUAGUUUAGUGAGUAAAGUUGGUUAAUGUUGCUUGUGUUCAGUUUGUACCAUGGUUUUGCUUUCUACUUUAGAGCCAGUAGCUACCGUUGCUGCUGUUGUUCUUCUUGAGUUGUGGAUGGUAUUCGUUAGCUGACGCUCCAGUACUAGUUGAGUUGCCAUGUACCGGUACGGGUACGGUGGACAUGCAUCACGCUUGAAUAAAGACGCUGGCAACGGUGCCCUGCUAGCUGGCUGGUUGGGGGCAAGGAUGCUUGUGACAGGCUAUCAUCUCGUGGUUGUGUGACACAAGGCUGGUUGUAUCCCAUUUUUGCUUGCGCUGAAAGGAAUUCGGGAUGGAAGCCUACUAGUAGUACCGGUAGUCUGGCUAGCCGAAGAGAGGAAAAUGCGAGACAAUCACAGAUCAACGCCAACACGCAGACAUGGACAAUCAGCUAGAAACAAGUUGCAAGCGGACUUGAAGAUCCCAACAAGAGCGUGGCAACAAGUCAGCACAGUACCGAUAGCACUAAACAUCAUGAACUCGUACAUGUACACACAGAACAGGUUCUGCUUCAAUUGUAACUUCCGAAACUACAGUAUUUUAUCACAACAUUUCUCGCACAGGAACUUAGAUCACGGCAUCUCCAUCGCGUCAAGCUUCCCCUAAAAGGAACAAAUUGGGGGCAUGAUCCAGUCCAAAAACUGCAAUCCCAGAUUUCAUCCACGCUUCUCUGGUGGUCCAUCUGCAGUUGGAUAUAUGAUCAUAUCAUCGGCCAGUGGAUUGGCGUGUAUAGUGACCUUCUGUAUCACGGGCGGAUCAAUGGGUUUGUUUUGGUCUCUCUUUUUGGUGGCCUGUCGGCCCAUUACAGGUAACCGCUCCAUUUUAUCCAAAACCUCCCAUCCAUCCAAUAGACGGCCGAAAACUGUGUGAAGAUUGUUCAAAUGAGGCUGUCGCUCGUAGAGGACGAAGAAUUGCGAUCGGUUGGUAUUGGGACCCUUGUUCGCCAUGGACAAUACGCCUCUCUACGUCAUAAGGUAUUGCACCAAAGGCAAAGGCAGGAAAGGAAAAUGUUCAGAACUCGAAUGAUUCAAUCAAAAAUUCCCCCUCAACUUGCACUGUCACUCGAGUGACACACGCACAGACACACCUUAUCAUGAGUAUUAUCGGGAUGAAACUCGUCGGGAAACGAUGUCGGGCCCCAUAUGGAUUCUCCACCUUUCACCCCAGUCUUCUCAGCAGUGUCACCGCCUUGAAUCUUCCCAAUUACGUCAGUAAGUAUAUCCACCAAAGAAGAGAGGAGAACAAGACUUGUGAGCCAGAGAAGCAGACUCGACAAAGGAUGUACCAGUACGUAUCGUUUGAACGUUACUCACCAUGAAACCCCUAAUAUUCCGGUGAAAGAGAGUCCCAUCGUACGAACCAUUCGCACACAAUGCCAGAAAGUUAAAAGCUGUUCGAGGAGCCGUAUCACAGAAGAUCUCCAGCUUUAUAUCGCCUAUCGUCGUAUGAAGCGUCACGGACAUGGCGGUCUAUUAUGGAGUGGUACUUUUUGCUCUUUGUCUUGGUUUGCUCGCUGUGCCGAGAUUGCCUGCCUGUGACAGGAAAAAUUGGCCUCCAAUUGCCGUUAAUGCAGAGGUAGAGACGCACACUUUCCAAAGAAGGAGAACCUUGGACGCACCAAGGUUUUGAACUUGGGUAUUAUGCGUUGUGAGGUUGAUGUGGUAAAAUUAGUUCUCAAGAAUAAUAGAUUUAACCCUGUA
This is a messenger RNA of Seminavis robusta, 6221 nucleotides long. Lineage: Eukaryota; Bacillariophyta; Bacillariophyceae; Naviculales; Naviculaceae. The record is from the annotation of a GenBank genome assembly.